Molecule: messenger RNA, 2083 nt
Organism: Drosophila ananassae
Lineage: Eukaryota; Metazoa; Arthropoda; Insecta; Diptera; Drosophilidae
Gene: Agpat3
Product: 1-acyl-sn-glycerol-3-phosphate acyltransferase gamma
Exons: 5
Coding region: 589-1749 (386 amino acids)
Cellular component (GO): endomembrane system
Molecular function (GO): 1-acylglycerol-3-phosphate O-acyltransferase activity
Source: RefSeq, a predicted model, not a curated record
GAUUUUCCAUUUAUUUAGAAAUAUUAUUUCUACUAAUAGAACUAUUAUAAUGUUGAAAAGAUUGAUUUUUAGAAUCUUCUGAGAUUUGUAUCUUUUUCUAAGAUUGUUCUACCAGAUACAAAUGGCAUGAUUCUGAAACUAAAAUUUGCGCAAACUAACGCAGAUAUAGAAGCGCUCCUCAUGUAAAAUUCAAACCUUGCACCUUUUAGUGGGGUUCACUCCCAACAGUGUUUACACGUUCGAGCACUCUCUGCCUGCGGUAUCCGCCAUAUGCCCCAUAAUAACCACCUGCCCGGUUCCUCCGUCCGUCCGUCCGUCCGGACUUUGUGCCCCCCGACUAUAUACAUAUGGUGUUUCCAGGGGAGUCAUCGAUUCGAUAGCCAGAGGCCAAGGCUGAUUAGAUUCCUCCGCCAACGGUGGCUAUAUGGCCGCAAUAAGUUGCGAACAUCUUGGCUGCUGUUUAGUUCCCCAGUCCGUUGUCAGCCGGUGUGGGUUUCAGGUGGUUCUCCUCUAUUCCCGCAUUUUUAGUUGGCCGCGUUUUAGUUUUUUAUUUUUUCACAUUUCACGGAAAGUCAUAGCCGAAUCAAAAUGGUGUCGCUGGAAAAGCUGAAACAAUUGAGACUGAUACACCUGUGCAUCGCGCUCACCUUCUUCACCAGUGGGCUGUGCCUGAACCUGAUUCAGCUUCUGAUGCACAUCACCAUCAAGCCCAUUAACAAGAGACUCUUCCGGAAGCUGAUGUACUAUGCCUGCUACUCGCUGUAUUCCCAACUUGUAUUUGUGGCCGAUUGGUAUGCCGGCAGUAAGAUGACCGUCUAUAUGGACAAAGAGGACUUUGAGAAGCGGGCGGGCAAGGAGCAUGUCCUGCUCAUCAUGAACCACAAGUACGAGAUCGACUGGCUCAACGGUUGGAUGAUCUGCGACAAGCUGGGUGUCCUCGGCAACUGCAAGGCCUACGCCAAGAAGCCCAUUCGCUAUGUGCCCAUCAUCGGAUGGGGCUGGUGGCUGGCCGAGUUCGUCUUCCUCAACCGCAACUUCGAGAAGGACAGGACCAUUAUCACCGAACAGCUCAAAGUGGUCUUCUCCUAUCCCGAUCCCACCUGGCUGUUGCUCAACGCCGAGGGCACCCGCUUCACUCCGGCCAAGCACGAGGCGUCCGUCAAGUUCGCCCAAGAGCGUGGCAUGCCGGUGCUGAAACACCAUUUGAUCCCGCGCACGAAAGGAUUCACUGCCAGUCUGGCGCCAAUUCGCGGUCUCUGCCCCGUGAUCUACGACAUUAAUCUGGCCUACAGGCCCACAGACAAGAACACCGCCACCAUGCUGAGUCUGUUGCACGGUAAGAGCGUGGAACCUCACCUGCUGAUGAGGCGUAUUCCUCUGGAAAAUGUACCCGAGGACGAGAAGGAGGCGGCUACAUGGCUGCAGAACCUGUUCGUCGAAAAGGACAAAAUCAUCGAUAGCUUCCUAGAGACAGGUAGCUUCUUCAAGACAUCCGGCGUGAAGGAGGUUCCUGCUUACGUGAACAAGCCCCGGCUGAGUUCGCUGCUCAACUUCGCCGGCUGGGCGAUAUUUUCGCUUUUCUGCAUUUUCUACUACUUGGUUACUUCCCUGCUGGCGGCCAACUGGACCGCUUUCAUUAGCGCCCUCUCCGUUCUGGGGCUUUUCUACUGGCUAAUGGGACAGGCCAUCAACAAGACCCAGAUCAGCAAGGCUUCGAAUUACGGAGCGGCAAAAGCAAGCACAAAAUAACUUUCAGUUUUGCAUUUAGUUUGAUUGUUGACGAACUCAAUUAUCUACACGUGACUUUGUAAAAGGCAGUCCUCUCACAAAUCUCUCUGCUACAUGGAUCAAUUCGCGAUUCCUCCUCUCCUGGAAAGGACGAUGUAAUAGUGUUUGAACAGAAUAAAUAAUACUUGAAUGUUUUGUCUAAGUUUAUGGUUUUACGGGGCAAUUCCCGUAAAUCCGAGCCAUAAGUUUGCGUACGUAUGUAGUUCGUAGUUGUACUGUACACCUAAGUGGAAAUUUAAUUGUUUAAUCAAGUGUAUUUUGGCGAGCAUUGCAAUAAUUAAAUAACCGAUAGUAA